This is a messenger RNA of Rhinocladiella mackenziei CBS 650.93, 1605 nucleotides long. RefSeq lists its product as uncharacterized. Gene Ontology annotation, molecular function: transmembrane transporter activity. Gene Ontology annotation, biological process: transmembrane transport; amino acid transport. The record is from RefSeq and is a predicted model, not a curated record. The transcript is spliced from 7 exons. Bases 1 to 1605 code for a protein of 534 amino acids. Lineage: Eukaryota; Fungi; Ascomycota; Eurotiomycetes; Chaetothyriales; Herpotrichiellaceae. Gene Ontology annotation, cellular component: membrane.
AUGCCCGACAAACACGAGGUUCCAGAGGUGUCGACCGAACCUGCCUCCGUUGAAUCAGACAAUUUGAUCAAUGCCUCUGGCCAUACUCAAGAAUUGUCUCGGAAUUUCAGUUUGAUUUCUCUGGCUGGGGUUGGUCUUGUUGUUGGCAAUGUCUGGCCAGCAAUCGGUGGUUCGAUCUUGGUUGCUAUCUUCAAUGGGGGUCCUCCAGGCGUUCUCUACGAGUUCAUUGUCGUGUCGGUCUUCUACUGGAUAGUGGCGGCUUGUAUCGCGGAACUCGCAUCUGCCAUCCCAUCUUCCGCUGGUGUCUAUCAUUGGGCCAGCGUUACUCCUGGAAAGAAAUGGGGUCGUGUUGUUGGAUUUUUUGCUGGGUACUGGAAUUGCUUGGCUUGGAUUCUUGGUGCCGCAUCCAUGACCUCCAUCUUUUCUAAUACUGUUGUUCAAAUGUAUGCGCUAAAGCAUCCAGAUUUUGUCUUGCAUUCGUGGCAUGUCUUCGUGACUUAUAUCAUUGUCACUUGGAUCGCCUGCCUCCUUGUCUGCUUCUUCAACACCGCCAUGCCUCACUUGAACAGCAUUGGCAUCUUCUUUAUUCUUGCCGGUUUCUUGAUCACCAUCAUUGUGGUCACCGUGAUGCCAGGCCAAUCGGGACACCCUGGACAUGCAUCAUCAUCGUUCGUUUGGACAGAGUGGACAGCAGAUAUCGGAUAUCCUGAUGGGUUUGUCUUCGUUGCCGGCAUGCUCAACGGUGCAUUUUCUGUCGGAACUCCAGAUACUACUAGCCAUCUUGCCGAAGAAAUCCCCUAUCCCCAACGCAACGUUCCAAUGGCGAUCGCCUGCCAAAUGAGCAUUGGAUUCAUUACUGGAUUCACCUAUCUAAUCGCCAUUCUCUACGCCAUUAACGACUACGAUGCUCUAUUCGAGUCUCCAUAUCCCAUCGCUGAAAUCUAUCGACAAGCCACCGGCUCCGCCAGCGGCGCCAUUGGCCUCUUGACCCUCGUUCUCAUUUGCAUCGGCAUCUGCGUCUGCGGUCUGUACAUCACCUGCGGUCGAACCCUGUGGGCCCUAUCUCGCGACGGAGCAACGCCCUUCCCGCAAUUUCUGAGCAAAGUCUCGCCUCGACUCGGUAUGCCGUUCAACGCCACCAUCGUCACUGCAGUCCUCGUGACCGUCCUCGGAGCGAUCUACGUCGGCAACACGACCGCAUUCAACGCUUUCGUCGGCUCUUUCGUCCUCCUGAGCUCCUCAUCCUACGUCGCCGCCAUCCUCCCCAACCUCCUCACCGGCCGUCGCAACAUCGAAGUCUACGGACCAUUCCAUCUCAAGGGAGCACUAGGUUUCAUCUUCAACACCAUCGCCUGCGCUUACAUGAUUGUUUGGUUCGUCAUUUACUGCUUUCCCUACGCACUUCCCACCGAUGCGCAGACCAUGAAUUACGCCUCUCUCCUGUGGGGUGGUUUUACCAUUUUUAUCGCGACCUGGUGGUUCCUCGGUGCCCGGAGGAAUUAUCAAGGUCCCCCGCUCGUGAGGGAUGGUGGUAACGUGAGUCUGGCUGAUACUCUGAAGAAGAUCGAUCCUCAGACUCGAAAGGCCAGUAUUAAGGGGGUUUAA